Sphaeramia orbicularis (orbiculate cardinalfish) is the source of this 5610-nucleotide messenger RNA. It is a transcript of the gene adrb2b, whose product is annotated as adrenoceptor beta 2, surface b. Gene Ontology annotation, biological process: adenylate cyclase-activating adrenergic receptor signaling pathway; norepinephrine-epinephrine-mediated vasodilation involved in regulation of systemic arterial blood pressure; positive regulation of MAPK cascade. The record is from RefSeq and is a predicted model, not a curated record. Gene Ontology annotation, cellular component: plasma membrane. NCBI's taxonomy places the organism in Eukaryota, Metazoa, Chordata, Actinopteri, Kurtiformes, Apogonidae. The transcript has 4 exons. The coding region runs from base 263 to 1717 and encodes 484 amino acids. Gene Ontology annotation, molecular function: norepinephrine binding; beta2-adrenergic receptor activity.
AGCUGAGAACUGAGACACUCUGUUUAUACACGAGCAUGUAAAGGAAGCAGAGAGAGAGAGAGAGAGAGAGAGAGAGAAAGAGAGAGAGGGAGAGCAUGUUUGCUGCAGACAAAUGCAGACAUUUCUAACUCAGCAAAAGGGGAAGAGAGUCCAAAAGCUGCUGACAAACACAUUAUAAUGAGACUUCAUGUUGUGGAUUUAAAAGCAUCUGGAAUAUCUGAUCACUGGAUUGAAAAGCACAAGACGAAGCCUACAGUUGAUCAUGGACCCUAAAAACCAGUCAGAGCACAUCAACUCAUCCCUGCGUUAUGAGUUGGCAGGGAGGUCCACGGAGUAUAGCGAUGCAGAAAUGGUGCUGUUGGGUGUUUUAAUGGCCAUUCUGGUUCUGGCCAUAGUUUUUGGUAACGUGCUGGUGAUCACUGCCAUCCUGCGGUUCCAGCGGCUCCAGACCGUCACUAACCUCUUCAUUGCCUCCCUGGCCGUAGCCGACCUCAUCAUGGGCGUGGCCGUUGUCCCCUUUGGCUCCAGCUACAUACUGCUGGGAACCUGGCAUUUUGGAAAUUUCAUGUGUGAGUUCUGGACUGCUACAGACGUGCUGUGUGUGACAGCAAGCAUCGAAACACUGUGUGUGAUUGCUCUGGAUCGCUACCUCGCCAUUACCUCACCACUCCGUUACCCAAGUCUACUCACCAGGGGUCGGGCCUUCGCUGUAGUCCUUGGGGUUUGGGUGGUGGCCUGCCUAAUCUCCUUCCUCCCCAUCCAUCUGAAGCUGUGGGUGUCAGGAGAUUCUGAGGCUCUCCGGUGCUUGAAGGACCAGACCUGCUGCGAUUUCAACACCAACGCCGCCUACGCAGUGUCCUCAUCUAUUGUGUCAUUUUACCUGCCCCUAGUGGUGAUGAUUUUCCUGUACACUCGGGUGUUUCAGGAGGCUCAAAAGCAGCUGGAGAAGAUCAGGGGUAGGGAGAGGCACUUUUAUAACUUGCAUUACACUGCACAGAUGGCUUAUCCAGAUGAUAGCCCCUCGAUGAAUAAACUUAGAACAGGAGCCGAGGUGGGAGAAGAAGCAUCAGAUGAUAACCUAAACAUGCAGAAAACAGGAGGCGUAGACACUGGAAAACAAGAAGAUGGAAAAGAGGGCAGAGCCAGGACAGAAAAAGGGGAAGGAAAACACUCUGCCACUAAGCGUCUUAAGUUUUGUCUUAAGGAGCACAAGGCUGUGAAAACUCUUGGGAUCAUCAUGGGGACGUUUACACUGUGCUGGUUACCGUUCUUCAUCCUCAACAUCUUGAUGACCUUCCUUGACCUGGGUGACGUCAAGCUACCCUUCAGACUCCUCAACUGGCUCGGAUACUCCAACUCAGCCUUCAAUCCGCUCAUCUACUGCCGCAGCCCGGAUUUCAGGCACGCCUUUCAGGAAAUACUCUGUCUGAGGAGCAGGGGAGGCAGCUGGAGGGGGAAGCGAGCAUGGGGCUGUUGCAGAGACACUUUCUCAAAGCCCCCGUGCAGGACCAAUGGGAAUUUAGACCCAAAUCGUGUUAAGGGGCUGCAGCAGAGAAUAGGAUGGAAGGGCAGCUUGGAGAGCUCGAUCAGAGGCAGCUCACCCAGUCUGGCUCCUACCAGUCAGGGUUUAGACGUAGCUCCAGGCUCCUUGAUGAACCACCAGGCUAACAGCUCUGCUAAUGGAAGCUGUAAAGAAAGUCUGGCUUCUAUUGUUUGACCAGUUUUAAUUUAAGGAUUUACACUGUGUUUACAUGGUUCAGUCCUGCAAAACUCCUGAAAACCAGUUUGGUGUUCGAUGAAGUUCACAAUGUUUGCAUUUGUGUGAUAAUAUCACAGCGUCCUUAAGACUUCAUAGUGUUAGCUUUUUUUUAAGUGUCAUUUAUUUUUCUUCUUUUUUCAAUUUUUUUUCCUUACAUGUGACUGUCUAUGUUUUUGCCUGUUUUUCUUCCAGUUUUUGAUAUAAUGUAUUCCUCAAAAGGACUUACAGUGUUGGUUACAAGGUUACUUUUGAUAUGUAAUAGGUUAAAGAUUACCAGUUUCCCUUGGAUUUAAUUACAUUUGACUAUGAGUAGUGCUACACCAAUUUCUAUUUCCAUUUUCACUGGAGUAUUGACCUUUAUUUUAAUGUCGGUCAUAUCCUCAUAAAGAGUGACAUUACUGGUAUUAGCAGGCAAGCAAAAGAUUUGCAUUGAACCAUUUUAUUUGACUGAAACUAAAAGGAGCAAUUGUAAGUUUUUUUUCUCAAAGAUAUCAUUUAGCCUUGGGUCUUGGGUGGAUCUGUGCAGGAAAAGACCCUCAGAACAAAUUGUUUCAAAAGGAUCAAUCAAGCAAAAUGUGCUUGGCAGGUUGACCAAAUAAUCAGGACUGAAAUGCAGCUGAAUCAGGUCUGAGGUCAUUUCUUCUAUAGCCUGAUUAUCAAUGACUGUGGCUCUUCAUCAGGAAAUGAGAAACUCUGUAAUCAAAAAACACAAUGGUCUCUCUUUAAGAGAUCAUUUGGGAACAGUAAUUGGGCUAUCACCAGCUGGGCACCGUUGCAUAAAGGAGAUUUAAGUGACUGAAAGAUCCAGUAUUUUUAGCGGAAACACUUGAAAUACAGAUACAAUCCUUCUUUACCAUAAAUGUUGCCAUAUUUCUUACUCUAUAGAUUUAAUCAAAUUUUAAAUAAAUAAAUAAAUCAUCAUCAGCCUUAUAAAAAAGAAUAUAUCAAACAUGUAUCCCCUUUAAAUGUAUUUUAAUUAGAUUUCUUUCAACUGGUUUACUAAUUACAUUUACAUAUAAGUUGUAUAUUACUUAAAUAACACUUUCGCCUGUAUCUUAAGACUCCUCAACACUGGUAAGGUAUAAAAAUUCGACAGACAACUAUAGAUUUUCAAAAUACUGCAAAAUAUCAUAUUUAGGAACAGAUCAGUUACAAACACUGACAGUGUGUUUGAAAUACAUUGGCUUCAACUGCAUCAACGAAGCAAAGUAAACAUUAUGAUCUUAACCAAGUUGGUACUGACAGCAUGCCUAAUGUAUCAGGAUGUGAGAUGUUUCUGAUUUUGUCUAAAUCCUGUUUAUACAAAGUAUAACAAUGCCAUUACAGUGGACUACUUGCUUUAAAUAAAUGACAAAAAUACCUGAUUUAUUUCACGACAACUGUGUCAGUUAGGAGAUAAAUGAAAUCGUUUUAAUGACUGUUGGAUAAUUAAACACCAAGAAAUAUAUUAAAAUGUCAAAUAUUUGGUUAUGCAUUCCAAAAUGAUUUUUACUCAGUCAAACAGCAGUCAAGCAGGAAAAAAGAGAAAGUUACUGUUGUUUAGAAAUCUGGACAAAUGGCCCUUGGCAGGAAGGCUGUGGUUAUAAAUUCACACACACUGUGUAUCUUCUCGCCACACUAGGUUAUCUUAAACAGACCGACAGUGAGAUUAACAGAUCACAGUGAUAAGUGACCUUAAAGGUCAAAGGUCUUCAAGGGUUAAAGGUCAAUAGAUUGCAAUAGAACAGAAAGAUAGAAUAGAAAAAUAUACUGAUGCAAUCCUUAAAUGAAUCAACAAAUUCUUUGAAAAUGAAAGAAUACAAUAAAUUUCUCAAUACUUUAAAAAUGGUCCUGUCCUACUGUGAGAAACGUAAAUCCUAAACGUACAACAUGUAACGUCUGUGAGGAAAUGCACGCACAUUCAUGUUUCAACAGAUCAUGAUAUUCUAUCUAAAAUGAGCACUACUCACUGAUUUCAUUGUAGAGGACCUGGGUCAGAUUUUCCUGUGAAAACCUCGGGAUUAUUUUUCAGGCUCGCUUUUGAGUAUUUCAGUGCUUCUCCUCUGCUCUUCAACAACUCUAGUUAGAUACUGUUUGCUUUGUUAACUUGGAAAUGAGCUCAGUAACAUCAUCUGACUUCCAGCACAGCACAGACUCCAACACAAACUUUCACAAAUGUUACACAUUGUACUUUUAAAACCUAUUAAAAUGUGUUUUGUUUUGUUUUUUUAGAAUAAAAGAUUGCUUUUUUUUUUUUUUUUUCUUUUUCAAACAACCUACCACCACAGCUUUGCAAAACUAAACAGAUUUGUUUUUUUCAUAUGCAUUGUUGAAUAUCUCUAGUCCUGUGUCUUGGUGAAAGGCCUCUUCAGCAGAACUGUGACAGUCAUACCCUGCAACACUCAGUGGCAUACAGUGCACCUCAGGCCAUCUCAGUCAGUCUUUAUUUUAUUAACCCAAAGGGCAGGAAGUAUAUUAGCAGAGAUGUAUUUGUACAUUAUCAGUGCUAAUAUCUUUUUCUGCUAGUAUCAGAUGAACAAGCCACACAUCCAGAGUCGAGGAGGUUCUGCAUAGUUAGCCCUGCAGCUACAAGUCUUAUUCAAAACAAAGGGUCUCAUUUGAGGAUGACUUCCAAUAACCUCCUGAGAUCAGCAACAGUCCGCCUGUUAUUCAUUCCACCCUGAUGAUCCUCAUAACUGGUCCAAAACCAUUUACUGAUGUAAAUUUGUACAUCCGAUAAACAUCUGCGACCCAAACUUAUGACUCUCAUAACUGCUCUUUCCACCUUUGUGUUCAUUUUUGUGUAUUAGUCGUAGUUAUUUUCCAGUCUUUCUCCAAACAUCACCCAGUCUUUUCUUUUAUCCUGUCGGGUUUUGCUCUUUUACACUGAGCUCACUGUGAUCUGUCACAGAGUGUGGUGAGUUCUCAUGUAGCGGGAUCUGUUUGCAUUAAGUUAUCUGUAAUAACAUAACAAAUAUAUUACAGAUAUUUCAAGGUCAGAAUCGUGGAUGGAUCAAAUGAUUGUUAAGAAGGUUUCACAUUAUUAUUGAUUAAAUUCUAAAUAAAGACGUUGAUAUUGUUGGUCACAUAUCGUCUCUAUAUAAAUCUUACGAGAUAUUCCAGGUAUGUUAGUGGAUACAAACAAAAAGUUACCUCGCCUGUUAAUAUAUAUAAUUAUUUAAUGUGUGUCAAAAUACCUUAAGCAAGCCAAUGAAAUUAAAUUAAUUUGAUAUUAUGUACUGUAAAUGUGAUCUGUGCCUGACUAUAUGUAUGUUUUGUGUGCAUGUGAUGUAAUUAUUGCCUUUUUGUGCUUUGUAAAGUCUGAGACAUGCCAUUGAAUGCUUCUUUACUGUAAUGUGUAUGAGACUAACAAACAAAAGUAUUAUUGUCAAACUGCCUGUUUAAUUCACCAGAUGGGUAAUAUUUACUACACUGGGGUAUGAUGUAUUCAAUAGUUUCUAUGUAGAAAAUAGUAGAAUGACUUUCUGAUAAUUGUUUAAACCUUGCGGCACUGUUUGCACUGUCCUGUGUGAGAAAUAUGAUUCUUCGGGUUUUUACCAAAGCUUGUGUUAAUGUGCAUUUUGUACUGAGUCUGUUAAUGCAUGUGGAUGUAUGUUAUAUAUGGGGUUAAGUUGCACUAGAAAGAUAACUAGACUUAAUAGUUUCUGUUCUAUUUGUGUCUGUGUUAGGAUACCUAGACAAGUGUCAAAUGUAUUUGGUUGAAACAUGUUUUCAAAGUUGCAGUUUUAAACCAGAACAAGGAAUUUUCUACCUCUGUCUGUGUCAAAUGAAUGUCAUCUCAUUUCUGUAAAUAUUUAUUCUUAAGAUGUUGGAUAUUGUAUGUUUGAGAGUAAAAAAAAAACUUGAUAAAA